Chiroxiphia lanceolata (lance-tailed manakin) is the source of this 686-nucleotide messenger RNA. RefSeq names its product urocortin-3-like. The transcript is spliced from 2 exons. Gene Ontology annotation, biological process: adenylate cyclase-activating G protein-coupled receptor signaling pathway; digestion; hormone-mediated signaling pathway. NCBI's taxonomy places the organism in Eukaryota, Metazoa, Chordata, Aves, Passeriformes, Pipridae. Gene Ontology annotation, cellular component: extracellular region. Gene Ontology annotation, molecular function: corticotropin-releasing hormone receptor 2 binding; hormone activity. Bases 1 to 468 code for a protein of 155 amino acids. The record is from RefSeq and is a predicted model, not a curated record.
AUGAGGGCGCUCCCGGCUGUGCUGCAAGGCAGGAUGCUGCUCACCUUCCUGGUGGUCCUCGGGGCACCAGCAACAGCCAGAAAGGAACUGAACCUCGAGCGGCUCCCGCCAGCCCCCAGAGCUGGGGAUGGAGGUAACCUGACCAGCCAGGAAACCACCGGCACUAACAAGAUGCUGGCAGCUCUCCCCAAAAUGAGGAGGGGCGACUUUGGCUCUGGGGAAGGGUCUCAUCCAGACAAAGCCAGCCUGCUGCUGCCAGAGGGGUCAGCAAGGAAAGCACUGCCCUGGCCGACGAGCCCAGCCACCAAGAGACCUGCUCCCAGGAAAAAGGGGAGGAAGGUGUCCCUGUCACUUGAUGUCCACACACACUUAUUGGAGAUCCUACUCGACCUGGCCAGAGAAAAGGAGCAGCAGGACAAGGCGGCUGCCAAUGCCGAGCUGAUGGCCCAGCUCGGGCGUAGGAGAUGAACUCCCCUGGCUGGGACAUGCCUGCUCAGGCAGGGCCGGAGAGGGCAGCGGGGCUGCCAGGGGUACAGACGGAGGGAAGCGUGGAGUGGCUCUGGUGUGCCUGCAGGGGGCUGCGGACACAGCAUCAUCCCCCUGGUCCCGGUGCUCAUGGCACAAGCAGCAGCCACGGUAGGAUUUGGUUUAAUAACCAUCACCUCAGCACCUCUGGAGAAGACACA